AUGACUAACCCGAGCAUUGCAAUGCUCAUACCAACGCUGUUGUACUUGGGAGUGGAUGUGAUGUUAAUGGGCGGCCAUUUUACAAAGUUUUUCGUUGGUUGCACACGAGGGAUCGAGGUUGUCGGCUACGUCAUGAUGGGCAGUUCCGUCUCCAGCUGCAUCUCAUCCUUCCUGAUUGGUCGGCUGAUGAAGUGCGUCAGCAGGUUUGCACUCUUCAUCGUUGGGGGCGCUACUUACCUGCUGGUACUAGUUUUCAUGUUGGUCUGGGACCCUGACCAGGGCAGAUUGUGGCAUCUCGUUCUGAUGGCUGUGGCGGUUGGCUUUGCAAGAGCAAGCAUUGCUACGAUAAGCUCAACUCUUUUGGGAAUGCUGUUUGUAUGUCAACAAGAGGCAGCGUUCGGCAAUCUGUGCUUCUGGCAGUCCCUGGGCGCCGCCGCCAUAUUGGCCCUUGGUAUCCCACAAUCCAUGUGUGCCUACCACGUGAUCUCAAUCGUCAUAUGCAUCCUCGUGUUCGCCCUGGGCAUGUACUGUUUGCUGGAGCUGCGAUUGAAGCGAGAGCGGACACCAGGCGAGAAGAAGCCCGAGAAGAAGGCUGAGGGGAAAGAAAUGACGACAGAAAUGUUGGCUAUUGCAGAGCCGACCAACAACGAAAUAUCAAUCGACUGA
This is a messenger RNA of Patiria miniata (bat star), 666 nucleotides long. Its product is annotated as protein unc-93 homolog A-like. Lineage: Eukaryota; Metazoa; Echinodermata; Asteroidea; Valvatida; Asterinidae. The record is from RefSeq and is a predicted model, not a curated record. The transcript is spliced from 3 exons. Bases 1 to 666 code for a protein of 221 amino acids.